AUGCCUCAAGUGGAUAUUUCCGACACAAGCAACAGAUCCCAUGUUAUUGCACCAACUCUCUUAGGGAACUACGUCGAAGAGCGUCAAGCAUUCGAAGCCCAGCUACGCGCACGAAAUGGAGAAAACCCACCAGCACACUAUGCCCACGAAGACGAAGGUUUCCAUCCUCGUCGACACCACAAAAACCGCCCAGAACCAGCAACCACUGAAGCUGCAUCUCCCAAACGAGUCGCAGCUACAUUAUUGGGUAACUGGGUUGAAGAGAGAUAUGCCAAAGAGGUUCCUAAUGCCUUGUCGAAUGGCAAACAAUCUGUAAUUGCUACUGCAUCCAUUAUUGGAACACAAUCUCAAGUUGAGGAGGCCAAGGAUGCUAAAAUGGAUUCAGCAGCUGUUUGGAAACCUACACCUGCUGUUCGUGGUGACCCACAUUUCCACAUCAAGCAUAAACCAAAUGUCACGCUCCAGGGCAAUUGGUUUGAAGAUCGGUUCUUGUUGGAGGAGGCUGGAUCUGGUCGUGCUAGAGAGACUGUUAUUGGGAUGAGUGGACCUGGUGGUCAUUUUGACUGGCCUCAACGAGGAGUCCCAGCAUUCGAAUCACAACCACCCCGAGCUGAUCCUCGAGGAAACCACAAGGCACCACAAGGAAAAAUCUUGCUUGAAAACUUUGUUGAAGAACGAGCUGUCGCUGAUAAAGGUUUCAAGGAUCCUGAAGAUUUGCCUACAUUGUCUAAAGCUGGUCAUCAAGGAAUACUCGCGCAGUCAGACAAACGAGAACUGAUUACAACCAACAAGGCAGAAUUCAAAGGACCUGCUGGUGGUGCUGGUCGAAUUGGUCGUCGUUUGCAGUUACAGCAAGAAGAGUAUGCUCGUAUCGCUGCAUCUGAAAUCAAGGAACCAGUUGAAGACCGCUCCGCCAAAGACUGGAUAUCUACAGCCAAACAAGACUUUGGUCAUGAAGACAUCUACCCGCCAGUCGAAGAUUUAGGAUCUAAGCCUGUUGAUGAGGCCAUGAAAAGGCAAUACGCCCAACCAGUAACAUUCUGGACUGAUCAAGCAGCCAUGGCUAAUGGAAUAGCAAUCUGUUCUAUGCCAUCAAACGGAUUGGCAAAUGCUGCCUCCUUUGGAAAGCACGCUGAUUUCAGUACCCCAAUAAGAGAAUUCAAGAAGGGUGCUCAUGUACAGUUUACUCCUAUACUGUAG
Synchytrium microbalum is the source of this 1200-nucleotide messenger RNA. RefSeq lists its product as uncharacterized. Gene Ontology annotation, molecular function: microtubule binding. Gene Ontology annotation, cellular component: nucleus; cytoplasm. The transcript is spliced from 5 exons. Gene Ontology annotation, biological process: positive regulation of transcription by RNA polymerase II. The record is from RefSeq and is a predicted model, not a curated record. The coding region runs from base 1 to 1200 and encodes 399 amino acids. Lineage: Eukaryota; Fungi; Chytridiomycota; Chytridiomycetes; Synchytriales; Synchytriaceae.